Messenger RNA from Piliocolobus tephrosceles (Ugandan red Colobus), 920 nucleotides. Its product is annotated as low-density lipoprotein receptor-related protein 1B-like. The annotation marks the transcript as partial. Gene Ontology annotation, molecular function: low-density lipoprotein particle receptor activity. NCBI's taxonomy places the organism in Eukaryota, Metazoa, Chordata, Mammalia, Primates, Cercopithecidae. The transcript is spliced from 6 exons. Gene Ontology annotation, cellular component: plasma membrane; signaling receptor complex. The record is from RefSeq and is a predicted model, not a curated record.
CUUGUAGUGUCCUGAAUUUAAAAGGCCCAGGGACAUUGCAGUUGACUGGGUGGCUGGAAACAUUUACUGGACUGAUCAUUCUAGAAUGCACUGGUUCAGUUACUACACUACUCACUGGACCAGUCUGAGGUACUCUAUCAACGUAGGGCAGCUGAAUGGCCCCAACUGCACCAGACUCUUAACAAAUAUGGCUGGAGAACCCUAUGCUAUUGCUGUAAAUCCUAAAAGAGGGAUGAUGUACUGGACUGUUGUUGGAGAUCACUCCCACAUAGAAGAAGCAGCCAUGGAUGGUACACUGAGAAGGAUUUUAGUACAAAAGAACUUACAGAGACCCACAGGUUUGGCUGUGGAUUAUUUUAGUGAACGAAUAUAUUGGGCUGACUUUGAGCUCUCCAUCAUUGGCAGUGUUCUGUAUGAUGGCUCUAAUUCAAUAGUCUCUGUCAGCAGCAAACAAGGUUUAUUACAUCCACAUAGAAUUGAUAUCUUCGAAGAUUAUAUAUAUGGAGCAGGACCUAAAAAUGGUGUAUUUCGAGUACAAAAAUUUGGCCAUGGUUCAGUAGAGUACUUAGCUUUAAAUAUUGAUAAAACAAAAGGUGUUUUGAUAUCUCAUCGUUAUAAACAACUAGACUUACCCAAUCCAUGCUCGGAUUUAGCAUGUGAAUUCCUCUGCUUGCUGAAUCCUUCUGGGGCCACUUGUGUGUGUCCGGAAGGAAAAUAUUUGAUUAAUGGCACCUGCAAUGAUGACAGCCUGUUAGAUGAUUCAUGUAAGUUAACUUGUGAAAAUGGAGGAAGAUGCAUUUUAAAUGAGAAGGGUGAUUUGAGGUGUCACUGUUGGCCUAGUUAUUCAGGAGAAAGAUGUGAAGUCAACCACUGUAGCAACUACUGCCAGAAUGGAGGAACUUGCAUACCAUCAGUUCUAG